Molecule: messenger RNA, 1251 nt
Organism: Trichobilharzia regenti
Lineage: Eukaryota; Metazoa; Platyhelminthes; Trematoda; Strigeidida; Schistosomatidae
Source: the annotation of a GenBank genome assembly
AUGAAGUGCUUGGUUCUGCGCUUUCAAGGAGUUCCCGCCCGACUUAAGGUAUUAGAGUUCUUCAACAAACACGCCGAAGUACGUUGUGUACGGAUGGCUGGAACUGAGUUUGACCGGGCAGCUUACGUGGAGUUUACUCAACAGCCAUCCAUCAUCAAAGCCUUCGGCCUUAUGGGGGCUACGCUGAACGGUCGUCAGAUUAUGGUGCAACAUUCUAACUGUGCUAUCAUCAAACCUGCCAACAAUGUGACGACGCUUGAUGAUAUAACUAAGCGUUCAGCUGUAAACGAGUCGAGUGGUGGACACGGCAGUAAACAUAGUGAUCGUGCUCGUUCACGCUCCCGAUCUCGGGCCCGACGUUCACGGUCCAGGCGUAGAUCAACUUCAAGAAGAUAUCGAAGUCGCUCCAGAGAUAGACGCCGCUCUCCUUCUCGCCAUAGUCGAGACAGAAGACGAUCGCGGACACGGUCUCGUUCUAGGUCCCAUGGGCAUCGACACCACACACGUUCGCGUAGCAGAGAUCGUCGCAGAAGCGACCGUGUAAGAUCAAGGUCUCGUAACCACAGGAAGUACCGGCAUUCCCGUUCGCGUUCUGGUCGUCGAUAUUCACGGAGUCGAUCAAGAGGUCGUCGGAGUGACCACUAUGACCGAAUCAGUAGAAGCAUUAGAGAGAGAGAGCGGCCCCGAGAUCGUGAAAGAGAUCGGGAGAAAAUUCGGGAGAGAGAUCGAGAAAAAGACCGUGAACGUAAUCGUGAACCUGACCGCAGAGAACGAGAACGCGAUAAGGGUCGUCACUAUGACAAAGAUCCAGAACGCAGACGUGAUAGUAAACCAGGAAAACACCGUGAUGCUACACCAAAGCAAAGUAAUAGUCAUGAAACCAGUAGACACGACAAAAGAGAAAGAAAUACAGAAGCAAAUGGAACGAACCGUCGUCGAAGCCUGACCCCUAAAGACGACAUUCCACCCACACGAAAGAGUAAGUUAAACAAUAGUAGCUGUAGCAAUAGUGACGACGAGAGUGCCAAGGCAUGCAGUGCCGAGUUGAUCGAGAAUGGCAAGACGCAAAGUGAUGACGAAAGUCAGUCGGGCACUGAUCAGCAGACCAAACCAACGGUUGUAGGUGUAAAGUUGGCAGGCCCUGAGGAUAUGGACCAUAUAUCUCCCGAGGACUCACCAAUAAAAUCACCCGCUUCGCAUAAUUCAUCCGAAAGUGAUUCAUCCGGUGAAGCCAUGGACACAGAAGCGUAG